Molecule: messenger RNA, 1758 nt
Organism: Paraphaeosphaeria sporulosa
Lineage: Eukaryota; Fungi; Ascomycota; Dothideomycetes; Pleosporales; Didymosphaeriaceae
Exons: 2
Coding region: 1-1758 (585 amino acids)
Source: RefSeq, a predicted model, not a curated record
AUGGCUUCGCGUCGCUCCUCCCGUGGGCCUUCUCCUCCGCCGUCCACCCGUCCCGCCCUGCUUACUAUGAGCUCCGAUCCUGUAUCACCUGAGUUCCCCGACCAGACUGCUUCGGCUGGGGGUAUGGGUUCACAGGAGAUGGGCAACAACCGCGCUGUUACACAUGCGGGAGCCUUCACGAACCGUAAUCUGCUGAUUGACCGGCGCCAUUUCCAAGAAGGCGAACUUUCCGCCCACCUGCCUGCAUCUACAGAGUAUGCGGAGCCCGCAUCAUGUCUUCAGGCAUACAACAAAGUCGUGUCCCCAGCGUCUGUGAUCGCCCCGUCUCAGGAUCGAUUUGCGUCGCCUAUAUUCGGCGUUACUAUGACGGGUCUCGGUGCCCGCAUGCAACUAUAUUACAACAAUGCGGGCUUAUUCCCCACAUACGGUUUGACUGUCCGCCAUGGCCCUUGGGGCUCCACGGCGCCAGAGCGCGAGGACAACCUGCCUGGCAAUGAGAUUGUGCCUUCCAACCACCGCGUGCACUUCUCAACCACUGCUGCCCCGACGUGUGCGCAGGACCUAUACAACGAGAUCCCCUUCGACGUCGGCCUUCCAUCACAACGAGGCUUAUCCGGCGGUCGUGCCACUGCACCUACAAAUCUCAUUCCCCAGUAUGGCGUACCGGAAUCUGAUAUCUUCGAUUUCGAUCGUGAAUUUGGGGUUAACAACGUCUUCGCAGAUGCCAAUCGGGUUCUGCAUCAGGAGCUGCCGUCUGACCCGGCCCUGCCGGCCACUGGCUUCUUCCAUACCGGCCCGACGUACUUGCCUACCGAGGAGCAGUUGUCAGGGGAGCGUGACCUCACACCGUCUGCACCUUUAGGAGGUCAGGAGCAGUUGCAGCAUGAGUUCCAGGUCGCACUCGUGCGUAAGCUUACACUUCCAUCGAUGGAGGCUUUGAAUAGGGCUGCGGAUGAAUGUAAGCAGAAAAACUUCUACAAUUUUGGGAUCGGCCGGAAGACAUCAACUUUCCAUAGACCUCCAUUCACAUCUGCAGAUGCUGAUUACGAUUAUGCCACGCCGCCAUCGACGUCAUCCCCAAUGCCGCCCCGCAAGAAGGUCAAGCUCCAGCAGGCCUUUGCCUCCGCAAACCUCCCACCCGCUCAGGCUCCUGUCUUUCCCCAGCCCGCCCAGGCUUCGGUGAUUGUUCAGCCCGCUCAGGCUGCUGUAGUCUCCCAGCCCGUCAAUGGCGACCUCAAGUCCAAGUGGUCUCCCGUCGGCGAAUAUCUCUUCGAGAAGCCUGCAAGCGACCUGAUCCGUGACGCCCGUAAGCCAAAUCCCGACGACUACUCCCAGGGUGCACUCGUCUACCGCGUUGCGACUAGCACUACCGGCCGCCAGACCAAUUUCACUUUCCGCCACCACUACAACGUAAUUAUCAACUGCUUGCGCGACGAGCUCGUCGCAGAACUCAACCGGAAGCUUCGUGUCGACUUGUCUGUGCAAAACUUGCACCUCAUCCGCGACUUGCCUACACUCUUCCCAGGUCAGCGCAUAGGCGUGGCACUCCGUCGUAGGAUCGAAUUUGCGCAGAAAGCCUUCCAGCGCCGAAUUGACUGGAUGGGUUGUCCUGAGCACUAUGACCUCAUGGCGUCCCUGAACUUCUCCAAGCCCAAUCUAGACCUGGUUGAGUUGGAUCGAUUGGUCAAGGCCACCGGCGUCUGGGUCUUUGAGAACUGGCAGGCUGAUCACCCUGGCCAGCAGCGUGGUUCCUCUUGA